Molecule: messenger RNA, 777 nt
Organism: Parasteatoda tepidariorum (common house spider)
Lineage: Eukaryota; Metazoa; Arthropoda; Arachnida; Araneae; Theridiidae
Source: RefSeq, a predicted model, not a curated record
GCUUACCACAAACCACCUGUUUCGACCUCCCUAAAGAUAGCUCGAAUUCUAUCGCUGACAUUGCUGGCCAUGACAGCGAUCAUUGGCAUCUUGGUCAUUAUUGGAAUGUACGUUCAUCAAGGAUACCAAUGUCAAAACUAUGCAACCCAACCGAUGGCCAGAAUUGACAGAAUGGAUCAUGAACAACAAUCAUCAGAAUCGAGCAAACAACCUGUGAAAGAUUUGCCACUUAAACUUGAACUGGAUGCUGCUUUGGGAACAAUUUUGAAAAAUCCGAAAAAUAAAAAAGCGGAAGUGAACUGCGUUGCCGAAACAAAGAAAGCUAGUCAAAUUAUUUCACAAGAUCCAAAAAUGCUGAUGACCCCCUUCGGAAACUUCAGCACAGAUCCUAAGCUUCUACGUUUAACUGGAGAGAGGAUGGUCCUUUCCUGCAUAUCUGCAAUUGACAAGAAACCCAACAAAAAGAAGUCGGCUAACAAGGGUAUUCUCUCUUCUUUUUCUUUUUUUAUAAAAAGUGGCAUUCUAGUUUUAAUCAAGUGUUUUUUUCAUUUCAUGUGCAUCACUUUACUUAAAAAAAUUAUUUCGAUGAAAGAAUCAAUCCGCAUUUUAUUUUAUUUUAUAACCGUCGUUUUACGAGUCGAUCCCAUUUUUGGGUGGACGACUGCUCGUGUUCAACACCGCAGCUUCGUCAUUUUGAACCCAAUCCAGAAGACAAGGAAACUCCUGGACCAGUACUUCCAGAGGGAACAGGGAGGAUUUUAAGACUCGACAGAUGUA